AUAAUGUAUAGUAACAGUGCUAUUGACUAAACACAUACCAGUGCUUGACGUCCAUUAGGAUUUGAAUAUUACGUUGUUUUACGUUGUAUUGUGUGCCUCAAACAAAAAUCCCCUUCAAAUCACCUAAAAUUAUACAUUUUCGAUAAUUUCAACAGUUUUUUUGGAUAACAAUUUUCAAGAGAUAGAGAAAGAGAAAGAGAGAGACUUAGAGAGAGAAAGAGAGAGAGAGAGUCUGUAGAGUAGAGAUACUACACGAAGGAGACCACUGACUGUCUCAUCAAAUAAUGUCUGACUAUUUGGACAACAAUUUUAUCAUCAAUUCAGACAAUUGGGAUUACGAUGAUCUCAACAUUUCGACCACCAAUCGGUCACCAAUGAUGACUACGGUGUCCAACAGCAAUACAUUUGAGGUUAUCGAUGACGACGACGACGACACUGCCGAUGAAAAAGAUAAAAAUGAAGAUAAUAUUAAUGAUAUCGAUUGCUUGAGUGAUGAUUAUCUGAAGUGGUUGUUAGAAAAUACUACAUCCGACAGAUACGACACAGAAGUGAUGCCAUUUCUGUACCCAAAUAAUGGCCAAAAUAAUGACGACGACGAUGGCGCUGAUGGCAGUGUCAAUGGCAAUGAAGACGACGGCCAACAAGUGGCGGUCCAAUCACCGCCAAUGAUGGACAAUGAUGUUGCCGACAAAGCACUGCCAGUGGCUGAACAGCAGCCUAUUGUUGGACUGGAUAUGGCCAAUGACAACGCUAUGGACGUCACCGAUACUCUACAGUCGAGUAUGUGUGAGUGGAGAGCUGACACUAAUGACAAUGAUGUGGUGGUCAGUGUUGAUGAAAACAGAUGGGAACUGUCGGCUGAUUACUGGAUUUAUAAUCCUUUGGACGCUAACUGUGCGUCUCAAAAGUUAGUGAAGAUUAAAGACUUUUACUGGACUGGUUGGGACCAACGCUUUAGUUACCCGAAUGGCCAAAAUAACGGCGGCGGUGAUGGCAAUGAAAAUGACAGCGGUGGCCAACAAGAGGUGAUCCAAUCACCGCCAGUGAUGGACAAGAAUGCUGAUGAUAAUGACGAUAAGGUAUUGCCAGUGGCCGAACAGCUGCAGGUUAUUGUACCCGAUAUGGCCAACGAUAACGCUAUGGACGUCACCGAUACUCUACAGUCGAGUAUGUGUGAGUCGAGAGCUGACACUAAUGACAAUGAUUUGGUGGUCAAUGUUGAUAAAAACGGAUCGGAUUAUUCGGUUUUGAGACACACCACAGACUCGAUGAGUAACACGGAUUAUGACCAUAACUCGUUUGAUGGUAUUAACGCCGUAUUAUCAAUGAUGGGCACCGAUGUUUUGAAUAAAAUGAAACCAUCGGCUGAUUACUGGAUCAACAAUACCGUAGCUAACGAUGUGUCUCAAAAGUUUGUAAAGAUUAAAGACUUUUACUGGACUGGUUCGGACCAACGCUUUCAAUUGGCUCCCAUACCUAAUAAGCCGACAUAUGAACUACUGGUUCCCAUUUAUAAUAUGCAAUCAGUGGAGCAACAACAACAAAAUGAUCUAGCUAAUAAUACAUUGACCCUGCCAUUUGAAAAAUUAACCCAAAUUGAUAUGUCAACUAUAACUAAGCCAAUCAACAAUAUGGAUGACUUAAAAUCAAUUAAUAUCAUAGAUAUUGGCGAUAAUGACGGCAGUAAUACAGUAGCCAUUGAUGUGGUCACUGUUGAAACUAAUAUCGAUAACCAGUGCCAAAAAUAUAUCGGCAGCGAUACACUGGCCACUAUCAUGCGUGACUGCCAAAUAGCAUCGGAAUCAAUAGAUAUAGACCAAAUCGCGGAGCCGUCGGGUUUGCAAAAUCAAGAAAACUGUUUGCCAGUGGACGACAAACAAGACCGACCGAUAGUUGUUGGCCGCAAACGAUCGGCGCCAACAACAACAGACAAUCAGAUUGAUUACGAUCGACCAAUUCCCGGCCCGUCCGGUCAUCAAUACUCUGCCGCUAGUAGUGACCAACCGGGUGGCGACGCCGGCGGCACUAUUGACUGCUGUUCAACAGUCAAGAGAGGUCGGCCACCACUGCCUGUCGAAGUCAGAGUCAAAAACACAAAAACCCGACAGAAGAAGGCUUCGCAAGAAUAUAGAAAUAAAUUGAAGUUAAAAGAGAUGGCUAUUAGAGAGGAAUAUAGAAAACAAUUGGAAAAACAUGUGGCAUAUAUGGAACAACUGGAUUGUCUGCGCAAUGGUUUAGUUGAAUGGACGAAGUUUUUUGAUGAAAAUAAACAACUAUUGAAUUAUAUGACUGAAGAAGAAUGGAAACAAUAUAUGGAUUUAAUGGACAAAAAUACCAAACAAUAG
Molecule: messenger RNA, 2345 nt
Organism: Oppia nitens
Lineage: Eukaryota; Metazoa; Arthropoda; Arachnida; Sarcoptiformes; Oppiidae
Exons: 3
Coding region: 285-2345 (686 amino acids)
Source: RefSeq, a predicted model, not a curated record